This is a messenger RNA of Jaculus jaculus (lesser Egyptian jerboa), 1384 nucleotides long. Its product is annotated as arginine/serine-rich coiled-coil protein 2-like. The transcript has 2 exons. Lineage: Eukaryota; Metazoa; Chordata; Mammalia; Rodentia; Dipodidae. The record is from RefSeq and is a predicted model, not a curated record.
GAAGCUUCGUGGCGGCCGGUACUGUAGAGCGCGGCAAGUGGAGGCGCCGCUUUAGCAGCCAGGACUCUAGACUAUGGCGGCUACUGAUACAGAACGAGAUGGACUAGCCCCAGAAAAGACAUCUCCAGAUAGAGAAAAGAAUAAAGAGCAAUCAGAUGUAUCCAUUUCUCCUAGAGCUUCAAAACAUCAUUAUUCAAGAUCACGAUCAAGGUCAAGGGAAAAAAAACGAAAGUCUGAUAAUGAAGGAAGAAAACACAGGAGCCGGAGCAGAAGCAAAGAGCGUGCAAGAAGACAUGAAUCCAAAGAUAAAUCCUCUAAGAGACACAGAUCUGAGGAACAUAAUGACACAGAACAUUUUUCUGAUAAAGGAAGAGAGCGACUAAAUUCGUCUGAAAAUGGUGAGGACAGGCACAAACGCAAAGAAAGAAAGUCAUCACGAGGCAGAAGUCACUCAAGGUCUAGAUCCCGUGAAAGGCAUCAUCAUAGUAGAAGCAGAGAACAGAAGAAGUCACGGUCCAGGAGUAGAGAGAGAAAGAAGUCUCGAUCCAGAAGCAGGGAUAGGAAGAAGUCAAGAUCCAGGAGCAGGGAAAGAAAACGGGGGAUCCGAUCUCGUUCCCGCUCAAGAUCAAGGCACAGGCAUAGGACUAGAAGCAGGAGUAGGACAAGAAGUCGAAGUGGAGAUAGAAAGAAGAGAAUUGAAAAACCAAGAAGAUUUAGCAGAAGUUUAAGCCGGACUCCUAGUCCACCUCCCUUCCGAGGCAGAAACACAGCAAUGAAUGCUCAGGAAGCUUUGGCUAGGAGAUUGGAAAGGGAGAAGAAAUUGCAAGAACAGCGAGAAAAAGAAAUGGUUGAAAAACAAAAGCAACAAGAAAUGGCUGCAGCCGCUGCAGCCACUGGAGGUUCUGUACUCAAUGUUGCCGCCCUGUUGGCAUCUGGAACACAAGUGACUCCUCAGAUAGCUAUGGCAGCUCAAAUGGCAGCCCUGCAAGCUAAGGCACUGGCAGAGACAGGAAUAGCUGUGCCCAGCUACUAUAACCCAGCAGCUGUGAACCCAAUGAAAUUUGCUGAACAAGAGAAAAAACGGAAAAUGCUUUGGCAAGGCAAGAAAGAAGGCAACAAAUCUCAGUCUGCUGAAAUAUGGGAAAAACUGAAUUUUGGAAACAAGGACCAAAAUGUCAAAUUUAGGAAAUUAAUGGGUAUUAAGAGUAAAGAUGAAGCUGGAUGUAGCUCAGUUGAUGAAGAAAGUUAUAAGACUUUGAAGCAACAGGAAGAAAUUUUUAGAAACCUUGAUGCUCAGUAUGAAAUGGCAAGAUCACAAACCCACACACAAAGAGGAAUGGGCUAGGGUUUCACAUCUUCAAUGCGUGGAAUGGAUGCAGUAUGA